Messenger RNA from Myripristis murdjan (pinecone soldierfish), 1348 nucleotides. RefSeq names its product ephrin-A3b (gene efna3b). Gene Ontology annotation, cellular component: plasma membrane. Gene Ontology annotation, biological process: axon guidance; ephrin receptor signaling pathway. The record is from RefSeq and is a predicted model, not a curated record. The coding region runs from base 586 to 1251 and encodes 221 amino acids. NCBI's taxonomy places the organism in Eukaryota, Metazoa, Chordata, Actinopteri, Holocentriformes, Holocentridae. Gene Ontology annotation, molecular function: ephrin receptor binding. The transcript has 6 exons.
CAACGAUUAUAGAGCUCAAUAGCUCGCAUCCUCCGCCACUCACGGAUUCUGUGAAGGCACAACAGCGGCGGCGGCAGCGCGCAAAUAACAAUCUUAAGAAACAUUAAGAAGCGUUUAUUUUUCUUUUCAGCGCUGAAGAAACAAGAGCGGGACUUCUUUCUUCUCCAGUUUAUUGCCUUCGUUUUCUAUCUUCUUACCAGUGAGCAGCAGAGCAGGCGGCUUUUUCCCUCCACCAGCACACAACUCUUUUCCGAGCCGCUGGUGAGGAGCGUUUUAUUCCCGGGGAGAAAGACCGUCCUCCCGCUUGGACCCGGUACCGGCUGCGCUCACUCCUCUGGCGGGCUCCGGAGCUGCUGUUCCCGGUGUGAGAGGACCAGGCACCGAUCACUGAUAAGGGGCCCGCUCACAAGGACUUGUCCCAGCGAGGCAUCCACAAACCCCCCGUGUUUGCAGCCCAGGAUUUGUUAGGGGGGGACGCAGUAUCUGGGCAAUUGCUGGGAUGUUUGAGCCGCGUUGUUUGGUGGGGUGAAGGGACCGAGAGAGUGGCCGGAGAGACCGAGGGACGGAGGCCGAGAGAGGGAGAGCAUGGCUCUGGUAGCGCUGUCUCUCUGGGUGCUAACAAGUCUCACCUGGGCGAACCUCCUCCAGGUGUCAGCCAACAGGCAUGCCGUGCACUGGAACAGCUCCAACAUACAUCUGCGCAGGGAGGGCUACACAGUGCAGGUGAACGUCAACGACUACCUGGACAUCUACUGCCCCCAUUACAACGACAGCCAGCGCAUGGUGGGCACCGGCGAGCAGUACGUCCUCUACAUGGUCAGUUACCGUGGUUACAGGACCUGCGACCCCCAGCUGGGUUUCAAGAGGUGGGAGUGUAACCGCCCUCACGCCCCGCACGCACCCAUCAAGUUCUCCGAGAAGUUCCAGCGCUACAGCGCCUUCUCGCUGGGCUACGAGUUCCACGUUGGACACGAGUACUACUACAUCUCCACGCCCACACAUCACCAUGGUCGCAGCUGUCUGAGACUACGAGUGUAUGUCUGCUGUUCCACAGCCUCUGACGUAGAUGAUGAGCCAGAGCCUACAGAACCAGACUACACUCUUAGACCAGGCCUCAAAAUUGAUGAUAUUGAUGACUUUAACCCUUUCGUUCCCAAGCUGGAGAAGAGUGUCAGUGGAAGCAGCCCAUCCAGGGACCGUCUUCUCCUCACCGUGAUGAUGCUCCUCCUGGUCGCUCUCUUCAUCUCCUAGCAACGGCCAUCCCAUCAGCAUCACCAUGCCAACUAGCCUUGGGAAGGUGUACAGCAUCGGGGGGUGGGAGGACGAGCAGGAGCAGCGAAGACAGGAG